Messenger RNA from Cooperia oncophora, 1020 nucleotides. The record is from the annotation of a GenBank genome assembly. Lineage: Eukaryota; Metazoa; Nematoda; Chromadorea; Rhabditida; Trichostrongylidae.
AUGUAUAUUUUGGUUCUACACCUGAAGCCAUCACGAAAGGGGUCUCAAAAGAAAUAUAAACUUCAGACAUUCAUUGAUCGGCGAAAACCACUUCUUCAACAUGUCGCAAUGUCGCCGGCUACCACUCCGCUUUCUCCACGCACUAGGAACCGAGGCGAAAAGAUCGGGGAUUCUACAUCAAGCACAUCCGCAAUAGGUCACUGGGAAGCGAUGAAUCCUGAAGACGAUACGGAAGAUCAGGAAGAGCUGACGCAAGCAAGAUCAGGCGAAGCUCACGAGGAUUGGGAGGCGAAGAUGCGCGAGCUCAGCAGCCAAUUAAGCACGAUUCUCAUGGAAAUCAAAAAAGCUAAAGAAAAUCGGCCCUUCAAAUCCGUCCCAGCUGUCGAAAAGCCGAAAGCAAAAGUAACGAUCCUCAGAAACGGCUCAGCGAAUCAAACAAACGACGGCAGAUAUAAUUUCGUAGCGACGAUAACUUUGAUUCAAGAUGGCGGUAGGAAUAUCCUGGUCGACACAGGACUUGGAACCGACAUUAACGGCAGGAUGAAUCUGAUGAAUGCUCUGGAGAAGCACGACCUUGUGCCACCUAAUGUGGACGUUGUUGUGACAACGCAUGGCCAUCCUGAUCAUGCCGGUGGGAUCCAUGAUUUCCCUGAUGCAAUACACUAUCAGGGAUGGUACAUUCAUCACCAUACAACAUUCAAUCUGAGCAGUCUCUUUGAAGGAGAUCGGCAUCCUCUAACGGACAAUGUUCAUUUGAUAAGAUCAGUUGGGCAUUCAUCCGAUGAUGUUGCAGUUGUCGUUAACGAUGAAAAAACAAUGGGUAGAGUAAUAGUAGCAGGUGACACAUUUAUGAGACGUGAAGAUCUCGACUAUCCGAUGAUGUGGAAGCCGCUGAGCGCGAACGAGACGGAGCAGGCACGAUCGAGACGGAACCUGAUCUGUGAGGCGGCAUGGAUCAUUCCCGGUCAUGGUGCACCUUUUCAAGUCACCCGACAAAUGCGUGUACAGUUUCAUUGUUGA